CUGGGACCUUGAUCAUGAACUUCCUAGCUUUCAGAACUCUGCUCCCCAAACUCACCGCCUUCCUGUGGGCGGCCGGCGCUGUAGAUUAACAGGAAACUUCCAAGAUGGAAACUUUGUCUUUCCCCAGAUAUAAUAUAGCUGAGAUUGUGAUUCAUAUUCGCAAUAAGAUCUUAACAGGAGCUGAUGGUAAAAACCUGACAAAGAAUGAUCUUUAUCCAAAUCCAAAGCCUGAAGUGUUGCACAUGAUCUACAUGAGAGCCUUACAAAUAGUAUAUGGAAUUCGACUGGAGCAUUUUUACAUGAUGCCAGUGAACUCUGAAGUCAUGUAUCCACAUUUAAUGGAAGGCUUCUUACCAUUCAGCAAUUUAGUUACUCACCUGGACUCAUUUUUGCCUAUCUGCCGGGUGCAUGACUUUGAGACUGCUGAUAUUCUAUGUCCAAAAGCAAAACGGACAAGUCGGUUUUUAAGUGGCAUUAUCAACUUUAUUCACUUCAGAGAAGCAUGCCGUGAGACGUAUAUGGAAUUUCUUUGGCAAUAUAAAUCCUCUGCGGACAAAAUGCAACAGUUAAACGCUGCACACCAGGAGGCAUUAAUGAAACUGGAGAGACUGGAUUCUGUUCCAGUUGAAGAGCAAGAAGAGUUCAAGCAACUUUCAGAUGAUAUUCAGGAGCUGCAGCAAUCACUAAAUCAGGAUUUUCAUCAAAAAACGAUAGUGCUGCAAGAGGGAAAUUCCCAAAAGAAGUCAAAUAUUUCCGAGAAAACCAAGCGUUUGAAUGAACUAAAAUUGUCAGUUGUUUCUUUGAAAGAAAUACAAGAGAAUUUGAAAACAAAAAUUGUGGAUUCUCCAGAGAAGCUAAAGAAUUAUAAAGAAAAAAUGAAAGAUACAGUCCAGAAGCUUAAAAAUGCCAGGCAAGAAGUGGUAGAGAAAUAUGAACUCUAUGGAGACUCAGUUGACUGCCUGCCUUCAUGUCAGUUGGAAGUGCAGUUAUAUCGAAAGAAAAUACAGGACCUGUCAGAUAAUAGGGAAAAAUUAGCCAGUAUCUUAAAGGAGAGCCUGAACUUGGAGGACCAAAUUGAGAGUGGUGAGUCCGAACUGAAGAAAUUGAAGACUGAAGAAAAUUCAUUCAAAAGACUGAUGAUUGUGAAGAAGGAAAAACUCGCCACAGUACAGUUCAAAAUAAAUAAGAAGCACGAAGAUGUUAAGCAAUACAAACGCACAGUAAUUGAGGAUUGCAAUAAAGUUCAAGAAAAAAGAGGUGCUGUCUAUAAGCAAGUAACCACAAUUAAUCAAGAAAUCCAGAAAUACAAAUUUGAAAUUCAGCAACUAAAAGAUGCUACUGAAAGGGAGAAACUGAAGUUCCAGGAAAUAUUUCUAAACUUGAAAACUGCUUUGGAGAAAUACCACGAAGGUAUUGAAAAGGCCGCAGAGGACUCUUAUGCUAAGAUAGAUGAGAAGACAGCUGAACUGAAGAGGAAGAUGUUCAAAGUGUCGACCUGACUAACAAAAUUACACAUCUUUUUGUAAAUUGCUUGCCAUCUUUUAAUUUUCCAUUUAGAAGGAUAAUAGUUAAGUUGAAGCGAAUGAAAGUAUCAGAAGUACCAAAUAAUGUUGGCUUCAUCAGUUUUUAUAUACUCUCAGAAGUAGUUAAUAAGAUGAAUUAGGCUUUUAAAAAUUUAUAAUUAAAAUAAUUGUACAAUUCGUGUCUCUACUUUUCCCCUUGUUGUAAAUAGUUUGAGUAAAACAACUAGUUAACUUUUAAAUAUAUAUGUUUUUUUCUGUUACCAUCA
This is a messenger RNA of Saimiri boliviensis boliviensis (Bolivian squirrel monkey), 1789 nucleotides long. It is a transcript of the gene NUF2, whose product is annotated as NUF2 component of NDC80 kinetochore complex. Gene Ontology annotation, cellular component: kinetochore; Ndc80 complex. NCBI's taxonomy places the organism in Eukaryota, Metazoa, Chordata, Mammalia, Primates, Cebidae. The record is from RefSeq and is a predicted model, not a curated record. Gene Ontology annotation, biological process: attachment of mitotic spindle microtubules to kinetochore; meiotic chromosome segregation; kinetochore organization. Gene Ontology annotation, molecular function: protein-containing complex binding.